Messenger RNA from Sphaerulina musiva SO2202, 3530 nucleotides. RefSeq lists its product as uncharacterized. The coding region runs from base 353 to 2752 and encodes 799 amino acids. Gene Ontology annotation, cellular component: nucleus. NCBI's taxonomy places the organism in Eukaryota, Fungi, Ascomycota, Dothideomycetes, Mycosphaerellales, Mycosphaerellaceae. The transcript has 2 exons. Gene Ontology annotation, biological process: regulation of transcription by RNA polymerase II; DNA-templated transcription. Gene Ontology annotation, molecular function: RNA polymerase II cis-regulatory region sequence-specific DNA binding; DNA-binding transcription activator activity, RNA polymerase II-specific; zinc ion binding. The record is from RefSeq and is a predicted model, not a curated record.
CUUUCUCGAAUUGACUUCCACUCCCGACUUCCGUCACAGUCAAAGAGACUCUGGCAUACAGAAGUCACCGCAUGACUCUGCCUCCCCUUGCUCCUGUACCCAUCGAUAACGCCACUCCGUCGACGUCGGGCACGCUUUCGCGCUGCCUCGAGCACACGCUCGGCCGAAGCGCUCCGAGCACCUUCGGUCAUGCGAAACAGCCCAUACCAUCAUUGUUGCACGACCGAGAGGCGAUUAUCUCACUGGACGCAUCCCGAAAAUGUCCAGUGUCGGACCCCGGAGCCUGACCACUACGGAACGUCGAUUCGUUGCACAGAAAAGGUCACGGGAUUGGCGGGUCUGAUUGCUCAAUAUGCCCACCGAUCCCUUCCUACCGGAGGGACGACAGUUCCCUCGUACGCGAUCACCCGACGCUGGUGGAGGCAGUGAUCGCAAACGUCGCAGGAAGGUUCUGUCCUGCUACGACUGUCGAAGACGCAAGCUGCAGUGCGACCGCGCUCUCCCUGCGUGUGGGCGUUGCACAAAGGCUGGGCAGGCUGCGAACUGUCUGUAUUUGGAAGAUGCUACUGACGCACCCAUUCGAGAAGAGCCUCUGGUCACUCCUGGUUCACAUAAGCUACCUCCGUUCUACGGCCUCUCUACACGACCUAUUGGUGCAAAUGCACCUUCUGGGGACCUUCUAUCACGACUGGAGUAUCAGGAUGGCCGUAUCAAGCAGCUUGAGGCGGCUCUGGUCAAGGCCGGUGCGCCAAGUGGCAAAGCACAGAUGCCCCCUACACCCGAGUCUAUGGCCGGCAAUGGUGCUUUGGACACUAUGGCUCCAGUUCAGGACCGAGAGACGACCUUGUUGCGUGGCCACUCGUUCCGAACUCAAUUCCAUGGAAACACACAUCCGGGCGCCUUGAUCGCUCGCAUCCCAGAGCUGCACGUAUUUACACGAGAAACGUUUGAACAAUUUCCAGCCCUCUCCCGGAUAAAGGAGGAUAUGGCAUCGCUGGAGGUGCGGACUGAGUACGCAGGGUCCAAACAUGGCUCGGUCGAGGACGAGGCAUUGAAGUCACUACUGCCACCGAGGGCUGAAAGUGAUCAGUUGAUUGAGAUUUAUCUCGAGAACUAUGGCAAUCUGUAUAACGUCCUUCACCUGCCAUCUUUCUGGACCGAAUAUCGAGAUAUGUGGAAUCAGGGGACACCAAGCGCGAAACCUCAUUUUGUCGCUCUUCUGCUUGCCAUGAUGGCUGCUGCUAAAUGCUUGAGUACAACGUCGCCAUGGUUGUACAGAGCCAAUAGCUCGACGGCCCGCGAGACGGCUAUAUCAUGGGUGUCAUCUGUUGAUGACUGGCUUGUCUCGCAGAGCCAGAAGCACGUAUCAGCGAUUGAUUUUCAGCUCAGAGUGGUGCUUCUGUUAGCGAAGAACGUGACCGCUCGUAAAUUUAAACGCACCUGGACCGAAUGCGGGAAUGUGCUUCGCUUUUGCAUGGCGGCGGGUCUGCAUCGAACACCUGAACUGAUUCGCAGACCAACAUCAGUUCUCGACAAGGAACUUCGAAAGCGAGUAUGGGCAGCUGUCACUGAGCUUGAGCUGCAGGCCUCGUUCGAUCGCGGCAUGGUAUCGGCGCCAUGGAAUCUGCAGUCGGACUGCCCGGGGCCAGCUCACGUGCACGACGAUGACAUUGAUCAGGAAACGCAACACCUACCUGCCAUGCGACGAUUCAACGACUUUACUCCCACUUCUUUCCUCUGCCUAGCAAGCGAGUCGCACCAAUUGCGCGCAACUCUUAAUACAUACCUGAAUAAUAUUCGUCAGCCAGUAUUAUUUGAAGAAACCAAGCGCUAUACGGAUGAGAUUGAAUACCAUCUGCAGAACAUUCCCGACUGGCCCGAAGCGCCUUCUGCAGCGAUGGUUCCUAAGGCGAUGCUGGAAAUUAACUUGAGGCAACUAUUACUCGUCCUCCACGACCGCCAACUUCGCACGGCGGAAACUAAAGCGGAGCGCGACUUCAGCCGAAUGAUUCUGGUGGAGACGGCAACAAAGAUGGUACAAGCACAUAAAGCACUCACCUCGAAAGGUAGCUAUGCGCUCGAGCUGCUGUGCUACGAUCAGCUUCGUGCUGGGAUGUCAUUGUGCCACAUAUCCGCAACCAAUCCUCACAGCGACGAUGCGCUUGGGCAUGCAAUCGACAAGGCCGCUUUCGACCUCGUGCCAGAGUGCUGCGAGAUGCUCACAGACAAAGUUAUUCGUUUUGGACGCGAGCAGCGACAACUUUGGAUUCUGCUGGCAGCACAUGGAUACAUGAAGAGCAAGAAAGAUCCCUCGAAAAAACUGAUCUACAUGCAGGAAGCAGUUGAAAAGGUCACGCGACCAUACUACAAGAUCAUGGCAUGUCAAGAGAAUGCUCCUGCACAGCCCAGUGUACCGAAAGGCACGGCGACCACGCAGAUGGCACCACCGCCACGACAAGCUUCCACGCCACGCGAGGCAGGCAUGAGUCAAGCUCAUUCUGUGAUGAGCUUCUAUGCUUCGAGUACAGCGGGUCAAGCAACGGCAGCCGGAGGCAAUGCUGCGAUGGCGGAUCCUACGGCGCCGCUGGAUCUUGAUGAGCUUGCUGCAUGGACGUUUGAAGAUUGGUCUUUCAAUCCCGCAGACUUGGCCGCUAUGAACAUGAGCGGAAACUUCGGACAGACGCCCCAGGGUGGUGGUGGUGGUAUUGAAACAUUCGACGGCGCCGCUCAGUACCCCGAUCGAACUUCGUGACGCCCGCGGACCCUGGUUCGCGAGCCUCUUUUUUUUUCACAAUCACGCGGAAGCCCGACUGCCAACAAAAGUGCAUUCUGGUUGGUCUGGGCAUUCGAGCGACUCCGUAUCUGACGCACUGCCUUCAUACCGCUCUCGGCUGUGCAUCCGGUAACCCUUGGGCACCUGGCACUGGUUAUCCUAUCCGGAGCUCUCGGAAGACCCGCUGUGCUGACGACCGUCACAUGGAGAUGGUAUUAUUAUAUUGGUAUAAAUACACUUCACGUCCGGGGUGUCGGCAGCCGUAGCAUGACACGAUUGGACACUGUCACUUUUGCGCACUGGGAAAGUUGGCCGCGCCACCAAAUAAGAGUAGGCUGUGAUUCGCAGCGCGGUCCGUGCGCGCUGUCCCGAGACGGAAGUUGACUAGCCUAUUUCAGGAGUCUGAGCACAAUAGAGUCCGGGGCGGACGUUGAUCCGAAUAGCUUCCUCCCAGGGCUCCCGAGUCCUUCGUGUCAACGGGGAACGUCCAUGUGCUCAGCGAACAACAUGCCACACAUUCCGAUAGCUUUUCCUUCGGUUUCGUACUGUGAAACGAGAGCAGUGUCGAAUGGUGUGAGGACUUGGCUCUAUGUGCGUCCGAGAAGCAGCGCAGCUGGCCUGGAAUAGAGAUUGCCAACGAAAUAGGCUAUAAUAGCUAUACGACAAGGUUGCUGGAGACUAAUAUAUAUAUACUAUCAAAAGUGCUGCCACCAACAGCUAUCCAUCUCCUCACCAACACACUCUUCUGGACGCUUUU